Gopherus evgoodei (Goodes thornscrub tortoise) is the source of this 3889-nucleotide messenger RNA. Its product is annotated as hydroxyacylglutathione hydrolase-like protein. The record is from RefSeq and is a predicted model, not a curated record. Gene Ontology annotation, molecular function: hydroxyacylglutathione hydrolase activity. The transcript is spliced from 9 exons. Bases 359 to 1210 code for a protein of 283 amino acids. Lineage: Eukaryota; Metazoa; Chordata; Testudines; Testudinidae.
CACACACAGAGGACUGAAAGUAUUUUAAGACCCUCCCUCUCCUCCCCCCAAAAUUGUUUUGCUGCCCACUGCCAGGCCAUCCCAGUGUAGCUGGAAGCGAUUGGGCUAAGGGGAUCAGGUACAUGGUGGAGGAUUUAACAUUUCUGCCUUUUACAGAUGGGUACUGAUGGGAGGAAAUGAUGAGGUGAGGUGACACAGCUGUCCUGAGGUGAAGCCUGGAAGAAUCAGCCACCAGUGUGAGGUCAAAUGGCUUUUCCCCUUGACCCUACCAUGACAGCAUGGGCUGCAGAGCCAUGUGGGCCCCCCCAGGCCAUGGCUUUUAAGCAGCUCCCAUGUGUAGCUUCACAACCCUGGGACUAUGAAGGUCAAAGUGAUUUCAGUCUUGGAAGAUAACUACAUGUACUUGGUUAUUGAAGAAAACACUAAGGAAGCAGUUGUAGUGGACGCGGCUGUUCCCAAGAGGUUACUAGAAAUUGUCAGAAAAGAAGGCGUUACUCUUAAAGCAGUUCUGACCACCCAUCACCAUUGGGACCACGCUCGAGGAAACGAAGAACUGGCUAAGGUGUAUCCGGAGCUGCGGGUGUAUGGGGCGGAUGAGCGGAUUGGAGCCUUGACGCACAAGGUGACGCACAACGAGGAGUUAAAGUUCGGAGAUAUUAACGUGAAGUGCCUGUUCACGCCGUGCCAUACAUCAGGCCAUAUGUGUUAUUUCAUGUGGGAAGAGAACUCCCCAGAUGCUCCAGCCCUCUUUUCAGGUAGUGACACCUUGUUCAUUGGUGGCUGUGGGAAGUUCUUUGAAGGGACGGCUGAGCAGAUGUACAAGAACUUGACUGAAAUCCUGGGUGCUUUGCCGAAGCACACUAAAGUGUUCUGUGGGCAUGAGUACACUGUGAGGAAUCUCAAGUUUGCUUUGAAAGUGGAACCGGAGAACGAGAGUGUGAAAAAGAAACUCGCUUGGGCAAAACUCCGAGACGAUGAAGACUUGCCCACGGUGCCCUCCACCCUGCAGGAGGAGUUCCACUACAAUCCCUUUCUGCGGGUCUCGGAAGAAUCAGUGCAGAAAUUCACUGGCAAGGCGGCUCCGGUGGACGUGCUGCGAGCUCUCCGCACAGAGAAGGAUAACUUCAAGAAGCCCCAAGAGAGGCUGACCCCUCAGGCCAUGCUGGCGUUUGAGUGGGGACUCUUUGGCCCCUUCAUGGGGAAGAAGUGAAGUGCAGCCGGGUUUGUUGUUUCGUUGAUUUUGUGCCAAUAUAUAAACGCCACCAAGGCCACAGUGAGGGCAAGGCCUUUUACCAAACUGCAGUAUCCUGAUCGUCGUCAUGGGGGAGGCCUGUUAGGCCAGUCUGUCUCCCAGCUGGGCAAGGAUUGUUCCCUGCAGCACAUUGUGUAGGGGUGCGUCCUGUCUGGCUUUAAAUUACUCGGCCGCUGAAGCUUCCCUUACUGCAUGGGCCUCGCUGCUGGGAAGUGGGGCUUGUUGUUCAGCCUAGUUUUUUUCUUUACUCCUUUUGAUCCCCUCACUUCUAGCUGUACGUGUUAACCAUCCUAAGCAAUUCCUCUCUCUUACACCCCUCUGAGAGUAGUCUGAUUCUCUGAGCCCUGCCUCUUGAAAGGGGCGAUGUAAGAACCGGGUUCGCUUUUGUACCUGGAAGUAAACUGUGGACUUCUGGAAAACAGGGAAAGCUGAAAAGAUAAACGAAAAGGUUCUACGUGGAAUGCUUCUGCCCAGAGCUAUUUCUGUUUUUAAAUGGCUGUUGUGUUGCUCCUCAAAACAAGAUAUUUUGGGAACAUCUAAAAUUUUUAAUUCUGGUAGUUACUGGGGGAGGGGCUGCUCUCUGAAUGGAACAAAACUAUUCUGUGUACCAAUGUAGCAUUAGAAAAAUUUAUUUUGCACUAAGCCAUGGCUGUCCUCGUCAACAGUGACUCUCUCAAACUAUAACUAAGAACUUAAAAGUGCUGAUUUCUGUGCCAACCUCCCCUUAACUGAAGACCAUUCUCUCCAGAAAAUGAAAACGGGCAGCGAAUGGGCCCUCUGUAGUGUGAUCUGGCAGCUGCAUUGUAUAGAGUAGGUAAAGCAGUGUAUCUUUUCAAGGAGCCGAUACUGGCCCCCUGCCACCUUGGAAAGGUUUAAUGUAAUAGAAUUAUAGUGUGGAAGGUAAAAACGUAUCACUCUUAAUCACAGCAAGCUGAACCUAGCAGCAGGGUACUUGGAAUGAGUGGGUUGGAGGGGAAUUGUCUUUUUGCUUAAUAUUUAGGAAUAUCUGUCAAAAGCAGUAUUUUUUUAAAAACCUAGGUUUUUAAUAAUCCCAAAUCAAAAUGUUAUAGGAUUUGCAAAACACUUACUAGGAACACAUCAUGGGCUUCUGAACACAUUAACCCCCCAAAAUGCUUUAAAUUGGAAUCCAGGUUUUGUGGUCCUUCAAAGAAAGACUUCACUGGAAGUUGCUUGUGCGUAAGGCCUGAUGGAUCACCUCCCCAUGUCUCCUAGUCUGAAAAUAUGUUUAUACAUGCUCCCUGUACCAGCAGAGGCAUAUUAAGGAACCACAGUUAAAGCCUGUGCAGAUUUAUGCACAUUUUAAUUCUAUGCAAUUGACUAGGGGAUUACUCACAUCCAUGAAAUUAAGCACAUCCAUGUCUGCAGUAUCUGGGCCUUGGGUCAGUAAGCAGCAUCUGUUGUGCUGCUUUUCUCCUACUAUAGAACAUCGAGUCAUCCCCUCCCACAUGCCUGUUUAACACAGUGCAAAGGGGAAGAAAUUUGGAAGAACUUGUAUUUGCAUCACCAUUUUUUUUUUAAAGUAAAAAAUCAACCUCAGCUUUUUAAAAAAAUUGUCAGCCUUCCAAUUUUAGUUUGUUAAAAAUAAUACUGCAGUUUUUUUAAAAUCUGAAAACUGCUUAUAGUUCUUAAGUUUGCAAGGCACCAGAGUGGUUUAUUACAAUAUUUAGAAUUGUCUCCUUUGACAGAAAAUCUAGAGUAGCUCUGUAAACAGCUGUGAAAAUCCAGACCUUGAUUAGCUGGAGCAGUUCUAGGGAGUAAGUUGCUUUGUUUUGUGAUUCCAUAGCGUUUACUAUUAACUAGCAGGCCUCAUUCUCCAGUAUGUUGACUUACUGUUCACACCAAAGUGCAGCAGUAGGUGUACAUGCUACUCCAUUAAAAUGGCAGUGAUUUUACACCUACUUUACACAGGUGAAUGAGAACACAAAGGAAGGCAGAUUGGGCCCACUAAAACAUCUACUGUAAAACUUUUCACAUGGCUCUGUUUAAACUUGAUAGUUCUUAGCACUGGAUUAUAGUUGACCUGAUUUUUCUUUUAUGUACUGUGAGCUAGGAGUGUGGGGUUUUUUAAAAAUAAACCCAUAUAAUUGUCUCCAUGCUAGGUUUGCACAGGACAACUCAUGUGUAGCCCUGCCCAAUGUGUCACACAUUGUUGCUAACAACCACUGAAUGUACAACUCUGAUUGUUUUACUGCUGUGUAGAAUUAGCUCUUGUAAAUGGGUAGCAAAACAAAAUGCAGAUUACUAAGGGGUUAAUUUUACACUGUGCUAGCUAAUUAACACUUUAUUUGUAUAUGCCUAAUGAGGAUUGCACAUUUCAAAUAGAAAUUGAGUGUUUUGCACUUUAGUAGAGUUUGAGUUAUAGCACUUGUGUACUAAAUUUGGAAUUGCAUCAUUUAACUCUAGAAUUCGUGUCUUGCUGUAAUUAAAAUCUACUGGUUUAAUGGAAUUAAUAGAAUACUAUCUGUAAAACUACACCUGAGAAGGUAUUCACUGAAACUAGUCCCCCCCCCCCCGACUUACAAAACAGGAGAGAAAAGCAAAGUGAUAAGCACAGUUUAUUUGCUAGUAGAUUGUAAUGGCAACUUUAAAUAAAGCUUUGAUUUUUGUUUUUUUUAA